Messenger RNA from Galdieria sulphuraria, 3752 nucleotides. RefSeq names its product translation initiation factor IF-2 unclassified subunit. The coding region runs from base 29 to 3658 and encodes 1209 amino acids. Gene Ontology annotation, molecular function: translation initiation factor activity; GTPase activity; GTP binding. Gene Ontology annotation, biological process: translational initiation. The record is from RefSeq and is a predicted model, not a curated record. The transcript is spliced from 3 exons. Lineage: Eukaryota; Rhodophyta; Bangiophyceae; Galdieriales; Galdieriaceae.
UGAAGAGCAUUUCGGGUUGUAUUCAACAAUGGAAGAUGAUGAGUGGAACCAAGAAAAGAACUAUGUGAAUACUGCUAUUUUUGGAAAGAAGAAGAAGAAAAAGAAAGAAAAAGUAUUAGUCGAACAAGAACCUGAAACAAACAACGUGAAAGAGCCGAUAGAUACUGAAGUGGGAGACACUUUGGAAAACGGAGCCAGACAGAGCAAGAAGAAACCAGUUAAAGAGAAGAAUACUCGAUCGGGAACCAAGUCGAGUUGGCUAGAAAAUAUAGAGAAGAGAACCACUAGUAAGUCUUCCACUUCCGAAGAUGGGUUGGAAACGCCGUCAAAGCUCAAAUCCGAGUUUGUUCAGUGGCAAGUUUUAAAGAGAGAAGAAGUAGAACGUGAAAACGAGGAAGAAGAAGAAGAAGAAGAAGAAGAGAAAGAUUUGUUACCUGGACGACAACAACCCAACAAAAGUCUGCUUUUGAAGUUUGCAUCACUUAGUACUGAGGAGGAUGAAACCACUGAAGACGUGGAAGAGAACGCCACAGACACUGCUGAAAAACCCACAGAUUCAUCUAUUAAACCGCAAACUGAUGUAAAGAAACAGUCUUCUUUGCCCAGUCGUAAAUCACAGAAAGGAAAGAGGGUGAAAAAGUCGAAGCGCACUGCAAAAGAAGAAGAGGAAAUUGAUGCACUCAUUGCUCAACUUGAAGAGCCCAAUACUCCUGCAAAGCAUGAAAAGAAGGAAGAAAGGGACUCAGUUUUAUCUUUGCAAAGCACAAUGGUGAAUGAAACUGAAGACCCAGUAGAAGCAGAUAAAAACAAUGAGAAGAAGAACGCAGAUGGUGUUGAAGAUGCAUCAUUCUCAGUGAACGGCGUUAUUGAAGACCAACAAAGACUUACUGCAAAUCAAAAGAAAAAACUGAAAAAGAAAGCUGCAAAAGAAAGAGCAGAGGAGUCCAAGGAAACCUCGAAUGAUGUUGAGAGCAAAGCAGUCAGUCAGGAACGAACAAAUGAAGGUGCUGGUGGUAAUACUAAAAAGAAAAAGAAGGAGUCUGCAGCGUUGCGAAAAAUGAAGGAAGUUUUGUAUGCGAAGAAACUCGAAGAAGAACGCCUUCGUAGAGAACAAGAAGAAGCUGAGAAACGAGCUGAAGAGGAACGUCUUAGAGAAGAAGAAGAGGAACGUAGGAAAGAGGAACUUCGCCGUCAGAAAAAGGAAGCAGAGAAGGAGAAGAGACGAAAAAUGAAACAAGAAGGCAAGUUAUUAUCACGUAAUGAAAGGCAGAAGAGAGAGCGUGCUGCUCAAUUCCGAGAACAAGCGAUUGCUUCUGGUGCUAUUCCAGCAUUCCAUCAAGGCGAUUCUACUGUCCAGAAGAAAGUAUAUUCUCGGAAACAGAAGCAUUCGAAACAAACAGACAUGCAAAAUCCUGAAGACAUCAAAGAAUAUAGAGACGAAGAAUCUGUUUCCCAUACUUAUACAGCGAGUGCCAAUACAAAGUCAUUAGCUAUCUCAGAAUCUGAACAAGUAAAGUCCUCCACGGAAACUGUAAUGAAUGAAGUUCGUUCAUCAUGGGAUGCCGAAGAUUGGGAUAAUGAAGCAGAAAAGUUAAGAAAGGGCAGUUUGGAUCUGGAUGAGUUGGUUGUUAGUGGUAAUUUUUCGACCCAUACUGAAGAAAGGAUGAAAAAGGAUCAUGGAGCUCGAUCUAGAGAAGAAAGGCAAAUGGAUGUUGUAGUUAAAGGAGAAGAGGCUAGUGAAGAGAUGGAAUCCAGUUCAUCCUACAGUUCAGAAGAACAAGUUCAACAGAUGGAAAGGAGUUUGGAUAAGAGACGAGAGCUGACUCAUCGUCUUCGUCAAGAGAAAUACGAAAGAGCAUAUAAAUAUAGAAAUCCGGAUAAUCUUCGAGCACCUGUGAUUUGUAUUUUAGGUCAUGUGGAUACUGGAAAAACCAAAAUUCUGGAUAAAAUUCGCAAGACUAGUGUUCAAGAGGGAGAAGCUGGAGGCAUCACUCAACAAAUAGGAGCGACUUACUUUCCUAUUGACCGUGUAAAAGAACAAGUGGAGAAAGUUGGCAUAGAAGAUGUGAAAUACAAGAUUCCUUCAUUACUUAUUAUUGAUACUCCAGGCCAUGAAAGUUUUACCAACUUGCGUUCACGUGGUUCUUCACUUUGUGAUAUUGCUAUACUUGUUGUGGAUAUUAUGCAUGGCAUUGAACCACAAACAAUGGAAAGUAUUGAACUUUUAAAGUUGCGAAAGACUCCAUUUGUUGUUGCACUCAACAAGGUUGAUCGUUUAUUUGGAUGGAAAGAAGAAGAAAUGUCUCCUAUUCGUCAAAGUUUAAAAAAGCAAGCUCAUCAUGUCCAAGAAGAAUUCAAACAGCGAGUUCUUUCAACGCAAGUUGCUUUUGCCGAAUUGGGAUUUAAUGCUGAUCUUUAUUGGCAAGUUUCGGAUGCUCGUAAAUAUGUGUCUUUGGUUCCUACAUCAGCUGUUACAGGAGAGGGUAUUCCUGAUCUUUUACUACUUCUUGUACAGUUUAGUCAAAGGAUGUUGGUUGAUCGCAUUAUGUUUAUGCCUUUUCUUACUUGUACUGUUCUUGAGGUGAAAGUGAUUGAGGGUUUAGGUACAACUAUUGAUGUAAUAUUGACGAAUGGUGAGUUGCAUGAAGGUGAUACUAUUGUUGUUUGUGGUCUUGAAGGUCCUAUUGUUACGACUAUUCGUGCGUUGCUUACUCCACAUCCUAUGAAAGAGAUGAGAGUCAAAGGUCAAUAUUUGCAUCAUAAAGUGAUUCAAGCUGCUCAAGGAGUAAAAAUUGCAGCCGAUAGUUUGGAUAAAGCUGUAGCUGGUACUCAACUGUUAGUAAUGGAAGAAGGAGAGGAUUUGGAAGUUUUAAAAGAGGACGUGAUGUCUGAUUUGAGUAGUACGCUUUCUUCUGUGGAUAAGAGUGGUGUAGGCGUUUAUGUUCAAGCCUCUACUUUGGGUUCUUUGGAAGCACUUUUAGAAUUUUUACGUACUUCCAAGAUUCCUGUUUCUGGUAUUAACAUUGGCCCAGUUCAUAAGAAGGAUGUUAUGCGAGCGAGUGCGAUGUUGGAACAUCGAAAAGAAUACGCAACCAUUUUGGCAUUUGAUGUGAAAGUGGAAAAGGAAGCAAAAGAAUUGGCAGAAGAAUAUGGUGUUCGUAUAUUUACAGCAGACAUUAUUUAUCAUUUAUUUGAUCAGUUUACAACAUAUAUGGAACAGAUUCGAAAAUCGAGAAAAGAAGAGGCUUCUUCGGAUGUUGUUUUUCCUUGUGUACUUCAUAUUGUUCCGAAUUGUAUCUUUAAUAAGAAGGAUCCUAUUAUAGUUGGUGUUCAAGUAGUGGAAGGUAUUGCUAGAGUAGGAACUCCAUUGGUUGUUCGAAAUGGAAUCCAAUUUUUGGAUAUUGGCCGUAUCCAAUCCAUUGAACAGAAUAAGAAGCCUGUUUCUGUUGCUCGAAAAGGGGAUUCGGUAGCGGUAAAGAUAUCCAGUCGUCAAACGGAAACGAUAAUGUUUGGACGACAUUUCGAUGAGAAGAACGAUCUCUACAGUAAACUUUCUCGUAGAGCAAUUGACUUGUUGAAGGAAAACUUCCGUGAUGAACUUUCUGUGGAGGAUUGGCAGUUGGUUGUGAAAUUGAAGAAAAUGUUGAAUAUUCUUUAACUCUUUUUUUUUAAAUGCAGAGUAACAUAUAAUUUUUACUGGGAGCAUACUACAAUGAUAAUAAAGGUAAAUAUCCGACACUCUCUCGUUGUUU